AUGUUGUCAGGCACAACCACCGUGAACUUCGUUUUCGCAUUUGUUAGCAGUGUUUUUGUGAUGGGCACCGGUACAGUAAACACGACAGAUACCAUAGGAUUUGUGGAAGAAGACAACCAACGCGACACCAUCUCUCUACUCAUCAGUUGCUUCGCCACCCUUGGUCUAUGCGUCUACUCAGCGGUACAUUUGAACGUACCGCGCAAAGCUGAAGGCAGCUACCGAACACUGCUCCGAGAGUUUCAGUGGUGUGUGCUUGGCUUAUUUGCGCCUGAGUUAAUACUCUACACCGCUUGGAGGCAACUGGCUUCUGCACGCCAGUUACGAUACGAAAUCGAGCAAACGACGGUAAUAACUGGGGGAGAUGCUCCCAACACACCUAAACGUGCCCCAUGGACUAUCGCGCACGGCUUCUAUGGUACUAUGGGAGGCUUCGCAAUCGACCUCGACGAUCCCCAUGAUCAAUACAAGCCUCUAUUUGGCGGCUUCAAACGCCUCACAUUAACUGCCCGCGGUGUUGUGCUACUCACGAAAUGCGGACACCUACCAGAAGUCUCGCUUCAUGAUAUUCAAGACAAGAACAAGGCUGAUGGCCUUGCUAAGCUACUCGUAUGUGUCCAGGCGGGCUGGAUGAUUGUACAAGUUAUAAGUCGAGCAGCCACUGGUCUACCGACUACACUGCUCGAAGUCCACGUGGUGGCUCAUGUCGUCUGUGCCUUGAUAAUGUACGUUCUGUGGUGGCACAAACCUUGCCAAGUCGAAUCGCCGACCGUCCUCAAAGGCGAGUGGUUGUCAUUGGCUGCGUACAUGUACCUAGCAAGUCGAAUGAGUGGUGAAAAACCAUCAGGCAGAUUUUCUCGUUUUCGCUCAGCUACUCCUGAGCUCGCGAAGCUUGCCUAUUUCGGAGGGGGAGAGGCAUCCGACGACGGUCAUCGUCAUGACACUGUAUUUGCUGUAGACGGUCGAUUUGGUCUACGACCAAGUAGCCAGCCGUCUGAACGCGAUCGCGGGCCCAUGUCGCCUGCACCGGACAUGGAAUUUACCUCGGAAGUAAGACGUCUGGCAGCGAAAGCCGUCGGACUCUACCCAUAUCUAGAAGCUUCACUCACCCAACAAACCGAUGCGAACGUUCAGCAAUAUUCACUUCUCUAUGUGGGCGAGCUGGUGCAGCCAAAUGCCCUUGACUGGCCUAACGAAGGCCUGUUACGAAGCACCCAGUCUCUAAUUAUGGGUAUGGUACUCUGGGGUGCGUCGAUGGCGUAUGGUGCCAUUCACGUCGCUGCUUGGGACUAUUUCUUCCCUACCGCACUGGAACAGCUAUUUUGGCGGAUGAGCUCCAUCUGGGUGACGUUCUGUGCAGCCUUCUGGCUUAUAACAUUUAACAACACCUUACUUUCUCGCGGCUCCGGCUUACUUUUAGCCUUAUCCAUGCCCUCUAUACCAGCAAAACGCAAGCCCGAGGCUGCCGAAGAAGCUGAUACUCCCUUCAAGCGAGCACAACGUACGCGCAAACCUACGCUCAAAGCGCUGUUGGGUGACGGCAGCCAGCCAACCCAGCCGAUAGAGCUGCCAGAAAGUACGCCGGAUCCGCCUACAGAGCCGCCUACACAAGUUAUCGAGCCGCCCACACGGGCUAUUGAACCGCCAUGUAAGCCUGUACAACAACCCGAGGAGCGCCCUCGGCGGGCAUCACCACUGCCUAUUUUGGCUGCCUCACAAGCCUCUCGGCUCACUGAUGAGCCAGCCUGGGAGUCGCAGUUAAUGUUUGAUAAGCCAGAGGACUCUAUUGUACAGCCUUUAGCUUUCUCUAGCGCUGCCACUGAGGCUUCGGUGGAGGAGGAUAGCGCUGUGAGCGUCGAUUUUCGCGACUUUGAGGGCGUCGAUUGGUCGCGAUUAAAGGGGUUUGUCGCGCCGCUGAGCACUCCACGAGGCAAGGCAAGCUGGAUUUUUCAACACGGCUGGCGUGUCUGGAAGGAGGGUACUCACCACCCAGAUGAGUUCUACCUAAUGGUGUACACCGAGUAA
Molecule: messenger RNA, 2025 nt
Organism: Pyrenophora tritici-repentis Pt-1C-BFP
Lineage: Eukaryota; Fungi; Ascomycota; Dothideomycetes; Pleosporales; Pleosporaceae
Source: RefSeq, a predicted model, not a curated record